UUGUAGGAAAUAAAAUAAUGCUAACGAGACAGCCGCGUCCCUGAAGUUCAGGUUUUCGGGCUCGCUGCCAUUAUGGAUGAGCAGCAAGCUUUGAAUUCAAUCAUGCAGGAUUUGGCUGUGCUACAUAAGGCCAGUCGUCCUGUACAGCCCCAGCAAGAAACGGGAAAACCAAAGUCAUCUUCACCUAAAAAACAGAACGACGUUAGAGUCAAAUUUGAACAUCGGGGUGAAAAAAGGAUACUCCAGUUACCCAGGCCUGUCAAACUUGAAGAUCUUGUAGCUAAAGCUAAAGUUGCGUUUGGACAGACUAUGGACUUACAUUACUGCAAUAACGAGCUUGUAAUUCCAUUAACCACCCAGGAUGACCUGGACAAAGCUGUUGAACUGCUUGACCGUAGUGUUCAUAUGAAGAGUCUGAAGAUAUUGCUUGUAAUACAUGGAAAUACACAGUCACCCAGUGUAAAUAAUGUGGAACCCCUGCCCUCACUGGAGGAUUUAGAUAAUACAGUGUUUGGUGUGACGGAAAGAAAAAGGCGCCUUUCUGUAUUAGGUUCUAAUAAUCGGGAUAGGAGUUCGCCUCCCCCAGGAUACAUUCCAGAUGAGCUGCAUCAAGUGGCCCGAAAUGGGUCAUUCACCAGUAUCAACAGCGAGGGUGAAUUCAUUCCAGAAAGCAUGGAUCAGAUGCUGGAUCCACUGUCUUUGAGCAGCCCUGAAAAUUCUGGCUCAGGAAGCUGUCCCUCACUUGACAGCCCUUUAGAUGGAGACAACUAUCCCAAAUCUCGGAUGCCAAGAGCACAGAGCUAUCCAGAUAAUCAUCAGGAGUUCUCAGUAGAGUAUGAUAUCCCAAUAUUUGAGAAGUUUGGAAAGGGGGGAACUUAUCCCCGAAGAUACCACAUUUCGUACCAUCAGCAAGAUUACAAUGACGGUCGUAAAACUUUUCCGAGAGCCAGGAGGACGCAGGGGAACAGCUUCCGAUCACCUGUUAGUUUCAGUCCCACUGAUCACUCGCUGAGCACCAGUAGUGGAAGCAGUGUCUUCACACUGGAAUAUGAAGAUAACAGAAUGAGGAGGAGGGGAAGUGACAUUGACAAUCCUACCUUGACAGUCAUGGACAUCAGCCCACCCAGUCGCUCACCUCGAGCCCCAACUAAUUGGAGACUUGGUAAACUGCUGGGUCAAGGUGCGUUUGGCAGAGUAUAUCUCUGUUACGAUGCUGAUACUGGGAGAGAACUGGCUGUUAAACAAGUGCAGUUUGAUCCUGAUAGUCCAGAAACUAGCAAGGAAGUAAAUGCUCUUGAAUGUGAGAUCCAGUUGCUGAAAAAUCUGCUGCAUGAGAGGAUUGUUCAGUAUUACGGCUUCUUGAGGGACCCACCAGAAAGAACCCUCUCUAUAUUCAUGGAAUACAUGCCAGGGGGUUCCAUCAAAGACCAAUUAAAGUCAUAUGGAGCUCUCACAGAGAACGUGACUCGCAAAUACACACGGCAGAUUUUAGAAGGAGUUCUCUAUUUGCACACAAAUAUGAUUGUCCAUCGAGAUAUUAAAGGAGCAAAUAUUCUGCGAGAUUCAGCAGGCAACGUGAAGCUGGGUGACUUUGGUGCCAGCAAACGACUCCAGACCAUCUGUCUAUCUGGUACAGGAAUGAAGUCUGUCACGGGAACUCCGUACUGGAUGAGUCCAGAAGUGAUUAGUGGAGAAGGGUACGGCAGAAAAGCAGAUAUCUGGAGCGUAGGUUGUACAGUGGUAGAAAUGCUCACUGAGAAGCCCCCGUGGGCAGAAUUUGAAGCAAUGGCUGCCAUCUUUAAGAUUGCCACUCAGCCAACCAAUCCCCAGUUACCACCUCAUGUCUCAGACCAUGCUCGGGAUUUCCUCAAAAGGAUUUUUAUCGAGGCCAAGCUGCGACCAUUUGCAGAUGAACUGCUAAGACACACGUUUGCACACUAUCACUAACAGCCUGCCUCAACUCAGCUUGCAUCUGCUGCAUUUAUUUUCUAUUUGACUGCACUUUUAUUUUUUAUUUUUUACAAAAAGGAGGAAAAAGACAAGAGAGAGAAUGCGUUCUCUUGAAUCUUUGUUUCACUUAGAUUGUAAACAAUCUAAAUUUUGUAUCUAAAAUGAGAAUCUUCCCUUCCCUGCUCCCACCAGGACUAGAACUUCUUGUUUCUAUAAUGUACUGAUGUGGUUCAUGUAGAUAAAGCACUUUAGUACAUAUUUGUUCCUUAUUUAAAGAGGGAAAAAUAAUACAUAUGAUUGGACAGUCAGGAACUGUGUGACUUUUUCUGACACCGCUGACUGACUCAGGGUGCAGGGAAAAACAGACAUGCAGCCAGAGGACAAGAAGGUUCUCUCUGUGAUUGUUCGUUACGUUACAGGUACUUGCAGCAGAGAGUUCUAAGUUCUUAUAUUUUAGCAAUUUAAUGAGUUUCUGCAUUGUGUAAUUUAAGCUGGAUCACGUGGCUCUGAGAGUUAAUUAUAAAGCUGGAAGAACUUGGAAUUCUUUGUACAAAAGCGUGUCUUGACUGGUACUUCUGUGUGACCAAAAGAAAAUAACAGCAACAAAAAAAGAGCUCAACACCUAUGAGAUAGAGAUAUUGGUGUAGAACUAUCGUGUAUUCUUAACAGGAAAAGAAUUACAGGUAGACAGAUGAUGGACCCGGACUCCUAGGAACUACUAUACAGCAAGGGAAAUAUUUCCAUAGUAGAAAAGAGUCAGCUGCUGGAUGUAAAUAUUUAGGAGAACGUCUCCUGGUGUAUCUGCCAAAGAAAAUCCUCUGUUACAUACACUUGCAGGGAGACUAUCAUCUUAGAUAAGAAAAGUUAGCGAUGUUGAGGGAGAAUUCUCCUCCACAAUCCCGUGAAUGUUUGGGGGAAAUGGAGUGACUGAUCCUUCUGCAGUGUGUGAGUUACACGAUUCAGAACGAUCUGUAGGAAAUAAUGUCUUCAAAGCUGGUGAGGGGCGCUAGGAUGGAAUGUAUGUCAACAUCAAGUGCCUAAAGAAUAUAAAAUCCUUCCCCUUGUGCACUGUAAGCAUUGCUUUAGUAACUCAGUUCAGACAUCUAGGAUGUGUUAAAAAUUCCUCAAAUAAAAUCAAACUUCUUUUAGCGCUAGGAGUAAGUCACUGAGAAAAGAAAGACUCUGCUUUAUUUUUCAUAAGGUAACGAUGAUGGAGGAGGCGCAGCACAGAGCUGGGUGAAGGAGAGGCCCAAAGCACAGAGCCCCAGCAAUUAAAUAGUGUGAGCAUGCUUACCCCAGCCUGAUAACCCGGCUAUUAGUGUUCUUCAGAUUUCUGACGGUCAUCAAAUGGACAUUAAUCAACUUUUUCUUCUUCUCAAAGAGAAUAAUAAAGGAACAAAGGUGAAACUCUGAACUGGAGCUUUUCAGUCGAGAAGUCCCAGUACUGCCCAGAGGUAGUUAGUAACUGAAUUUCAUAACAGAAAAGUCAAACUCUCAUAUUUUUGUAGAACACAACAUAAAUAACUGAAAAGGGAAUUUGGAAAUAAACGAUUGGACUACAGAACUGAGUUAAUGUAUACUGUUGGGAUGAUUCAUUGUUUGCUUUUGUUUUAUAAGAACAGAACAGGCUGAUACUGUGAACCUUGUCCACUCUGACAAGACGCUGCAUUGUUGUCGCCAGGCUCUGCUCUGUCUGACAUUUUUGGGGGACUAGAGGAAUUACAAAGUACAUGGAGGCAGAGGAGUAAAUUCACCCAUUCUCACUCUAGUAAAUUCAUGGGGGUUCUGCAGUUGUUCUGCUAACUUGCAAAUUGGUACCCGGGCAUGAACAGGAGUGUGGAUCUAUCCUAGUUGCUUUACCUGUAGUGGAGGAAGAAUGAGUUCUUGGCCAUCUCUCCUGAGGCUGAGAGUGGGGCCCUCUUCCAUUUGUGAGCACUUUCCCCAGCUUAAACCUUUCUCAGUCAGGGGACACAACUGUGCAAGGUUUUCCGAGUGCGGGAAGGACAAUCCUGACCAGGGAAAAUUUAGAAAGCUGAGAGGAAAGUCUGCCUUCUGCUGACUGACUUGGGGUUUCUCUGCCGCUAGAUGAAAGCUAUGAAAGCAGAUUGUAGGAAGAAUUUGUGCAUACUCUGCUGUAAAGGACCUUUGCUUUAUAAGCAAAAUUUAGUGAAAGCAAGGGAGGGAGGUUUAACGUAGAGCCUAGUUUAUGUAGCUAAUUUAAAGAUCAUAUAAUUGAAAUGAUUGAUUUCAAGCAGAUCAAGAAGGUACCAAAACUGAGUUGAAAACGUAUAGAGAGUAAUCAGCUGUGGACAGCAGUAUCUGCAGAGGCAAGGAAACUUUGUAUUACAGAAAAAGGACAUUAAAGGGAAAACAUAACCAGGUUUUCUGUAGCAUUCUUAACAUGUAAAGAUACUAUUCUGAAAGGAAACUGCACUCUCUGAAGCUUGAACAUUUUCAAAAUCCUGUUUUCUAAUAGUGAGUCCUUUUUGUGAGACAGUGCUGGCUCAUGUAUAUUGCAAUAUCACUUUCUCGUUGUGAUUUUAAUACUGAAUAAUCAAAGCUGCUGCUAUUGUGCCUUUUCUAAAAAUGGCAUUCAGUCAUGACAAUGGUAAGCAUUUUGGAACCUGAAAAAAAAUUGCAGAACGCAUUUCCCUUAAUUUCUCUGAAAUGUUGGAAAACUGCUGAUGUAGAGACAGCACUUCUUAAAUGAAGAUGACUUCUGGCAGUUCCAGCGAUGAUAGCAAAAUGUUUAUAACUUAGCCAGGAUUAGGCCUGAACUGUUUAUUUACCCUAUGGAGAAUUUGUCUACCAACCUAAGUAACAUGCAGUAAAUUGAGAUGAUUAUUACCAUCCAUGUUUUGAGCUAGAAGCUAAACCAGACUUUGACCAAACGGUUAGCUCAUACUUAUUCCCUUGCAUGUUGCACUUCAACGCUGUUGUGUUGGAGUAAUGUAGUAAGCCAAUUUGCAUUAAAUAAUGUAAUACAUCUGUAUAUAGUGUCUGUAAAACACUUCAUUGACUCCUGGCAUGGUAACGAACAAACCUUAGUUCUGAAAUUUCAGAGGGCGCAUGGAAUGGCACGCGUACAGCUCUGUUGGCAGAGCUCUGCAGAGACAAAAGUCCCUUCUCACCGCUUCUGGUGUCUUACUAGCAAAGAUAGAUCUUCAAUUGUUCUUACUUGUCAAAUCCAAUCACCAGAAAAUGCCAAUGAAAAUAAUACUGCUGCAGGGUUACGUUUUGCUUUUCUGUAAAUGCUGUGAUGAAGCUACACUCCCCAAAAGUAAGAAUCCAGGUUCACAGUGAGUAUGCAUAUUUACAGAGGACUUACUUAUCUGCUGAAGAGUUCUAUUGUCAACUGUUUCACAUACUAAGGAACAAAAGUUCAGCUACUUCUCUAAUGUGGCUUUAAUGGUGUAACUCUCAUUCCUGUGAAACUAACUGUGCUGUUAGAGCGGGACUGAAAGCUUCGGUCGUAUUAGAGCAAAUUGUUUUAUUUUUAAUUUGGGUGAUGGAAAUGUCCAUGCAAGGACUUACUAGAUCCAUACCUUGUGAAGUGAAUAGGUAAAUUUACAUUGACUUAUUUUCUUGACAACUUAAUCUUACUUCAUUAACUUGAUUUGCAGUUCUCAUAGUAGCUUAACAGCCCUUUCAGCAUAACAAAACGGAAAAAUACUACUUAUCUUAGCUACUGCCUAUUGAAGUUGGACUUUGAUGAUCCUUAAAGGUCUCUUCCAACCCAAAUGAUUCUAUGAUUUAUCUGUAUGCCUUAAUUUUGUUCAUAUUUUAAUACCACACUGACAUGCUAUGGCUAUCAUACAAUUCCAUGUCACCAAAUCGGUAUUAGAGUGUACCCUAAAGUGCCCCAAACAGAUUUCCCUUAACUGUGUUGGGAAGAGUACUUGAGUUAUCAGCUGCAUCAGACUUUUAAAUUGAGAACUUUAAAAAGUGAUUUUUGGAGUGCUUCUGACUCUAGCACAGGUUUCAGAUUGGCAUGCUGGAGACUGUAGACUGCUAUGCAGACCAGAAAAUGACUUUUCUCCAGCUACAGCACUGCUACUACAGCUGAGAUUUAGCCUUCCAGCUCUGGGUACCAGACUCUGGGUUUCCUGUGGAGUUCAUAGUGGAUGUGAAAUUAUAGUUGGUACACUUGUAAACAUGGUACUGUAUUAAUGACUGUCUACUUUCGGUGCAAAGGAGCAUUGUCUGUCUAAGCAAAUCAGCAGAUUUCUCAGCAAGGCUGAUGUUGUCCCCAUUAAAUCACUUCCCGUUUCUUUUUGGAUAAUGCCAAUCCUGCCGUUGUCCUGACUGAAAGCCGCCUUGCAGCACCCAUAGGUACAGCGCAGUGUAGCAGGCCGAUGUUUCAGACAGCGUAGAGCAACGUGUGACUGCAGCUUCAGAAACUUGAGCAAAUUGGUCAGAUCUACAGUUAGUUAUCAUUAAUUAUUUUGUUUUAAUCUUUAAAAUCUGUCCUGCAUAUAGAAAUGCAUAAUUUGUGUGCUUGAAUGUAAGUCUGUAUGGUGUUUCUGGAAAAGCAAAGUAUUACCAGUACCAUUUCUUCUUCCUGGUAACUUGCUGUCUUGUGUCAGUGACAAGUCUGCAGUGUGCAACCACACAGAAUUACCAAAGCUUUUCUAUUCCCAUAGACAUAGAGUCACAAGUGACAGCUCAUGGGUUAGUACUGCUCCUUAUAGGUACACAUAUAUAUCCGCCAGGUACUAGUACACAGUGACAGACACCUCCCAUAUUUAAAAGAUUUGAGUGUUUAUAGAUGCUGCUUUGGUGUGUAAAAUUCACGCACCAUUAAAAUCAAGGGUUUGGGUUUUUUUUUUUUUUUUUUUUUUAACUCUUUUUAAAUUAAUCAUAUGGUUGUCAUUCUGAAAGAAAUGCAUAAGCGUGGUGACUUAACCUGGUGGCUUCUGUAGCCAAGCCUGAGCUUUGGGACACGUCUGGGGCACCAUAAGGAAGGGGCUGUGACCUGCAUUGCUCUGCGUGCCACAGCAUCUCCGAGCUGCUGCGAAGCAGCUUUACAUGAGAGGCAGAUGUCACCCAGAGCCAUGUGGGUGUGGGGGCAGAACUGCCACCAACUUGGCUUCAAAAUCAAUACAGCUGAUCAGAAACAAAGGAACUCCUUUCUCUUUUUGUUUUCUCCACUUGGCCUUCCUAAUUGGCAGAACUUAAAUACUGCUGGCUGGUGACCGCUGAAAGCUCCCGAGGAGGGUGUGAGCUAACUUGCAGCUUGUGUGCCCAGCCCUGUGCCGCAUCCUGCAGCGGCAGGGAGGGAGCCAGGCUGCGUGGGGCUGCGGCUCUGGGUCAGUGCUGCACAGGGCCCUGCUGCCCCGGAGGUGGCAACGCGUGGGUUUGGUCCAGCAGUGGGCACGUGUACUCCAGGGGCAGACGGGAUGGAGAAAGUCACAUUUCUCACGUUCCAAAGGAGCAGUGCUAGCAGUCUCGCUUAGGCUAGAUCUUAGGUUUUUGUGAACUUUCUUUAAAGGGAAAGGAACUGGAUUAAAAUACAUGACAAUUGUAUCUAAUGGUUCAGUCCUUACGCUGAGUCCACUGAUGAGGACUGGAGGUCGGGGUCUGCUGGCGGGAGAUACAAGGACACUUCACUCACUCCAAAGUGGAUAUUCCCAGGAAGCACUUCAGAGGUUUCCGUGUCUCCUACCCCAGUCACAGCCCAUCCUUUUCCCCAGAGGUUAUCUCACGUGGGUUUAAAAGCGAGGGUUGCGUUUUUGUUGCUGAGCAGGCGUUAGGUUGUCAGCUCCCAGUGCUGGUUUCUCGUGGGUACCAGCCUACAGGUUGGUGUCAGCCCUCGAUUCUGACGGUUCAUUAAAACCUCGCGUCUGUCAUCUCAGCUCUCCCAGUCAUACGAUGGAGAAUCACUGUAAAUACAUGGAGGAGACGUAGAUCAGUCAGAACGUAGACUUUGUUUUCAUGAAGCUAUGAAUAAAAAUUUGUAAAUUUCUCUUGUACAUUUUUAUGUAGCCAUUAAAUUCUCUAUUUAAUCUAUCAGUUUCUCACUGUAAAUGUUUUUACUCUCAGUUGAAUGCUGGGCACAGUUUGUAAUGUAUGUACACAAAGGUGUUUUUUUCUAUCAGCGUUGACUUUUUUGCACAUUUUUGGAACUAUUUAAUUUGUACACUGAUUUACUACUCUGACCAAUUGUCGAUGGGUGUAUGCGAACCACGUGUGUGUGCAAUGUACUACUGUCGGGUGCGUGGGUUUUUUGACUUCGGAGACGUCGCUGUCAGUAACGGCAUUGCUGGUGCAGCUUUCCAUGGAAUCUUGUGUAUAAAGCCGGGCAAUUAAAGGAUGGCCGUGCGGUUCCCAGGGGUGGGCACCUCGGAGCGGAGCGCUGCUGCCGGGUUUCCUUGUCCCACAACUGCUGAACUUUAAAGAAACAGAACCCCCGAACCCUGUAAUUGUGUAUGCAUUGAAUGUGUGUGUAUAUAUCCCCGUGAUCUUAUUCCACAGUUUCAUUUCUACAUUUUUAUGAACUUGUUUUUUAAGGGUACUAUGUUUAGUUAGAAUAAUUAAAUAUAUAAAAGCUUUGAGAGAUAAUUUACUAGAUAAAUAUAUUUUCAGCUGGCUGAUGUUCAAAAUAUUUUUUUAAUUUUUUGUUUUUAACCAUUCAAAAUGUAUUUGUAUUUCCAAAAUCAGACACGAAUUGUACUUAGAAAUAUAUUAAAACACUCUGUAGGGACA
Messenger RNA from Numida meleagris (helmeted guineafowl), 8655 nucleotides. It is a transcript of the gene MAP3K2, whose product is annotated as mitogen-activated protein kinase kinase kinase 2. The coding region runs from base 73 to 1947 and encodes 624 amino acids. The record is from RefSeq and is a predicted model, not a curated record. Gene Ontology annotation, molecular function: protein kinase activity; protein binding; ATP binding. NCBI's taxonomy places the organism in Eukaryota, Metazoa, Chordata, Aves, Galliformes, Numididae. The transcript has 16 exons. Gene Ontology annotation, biological process: protein phosphorylation.